Molecule: messenger RNA, 1641 nt
Organism: Ustilago hordei
Lineage: Eukaryota; Fungi; Basidiomycota; Ustilaginomycetes; Ustilaginales; Ustilaginaceae
Exons: 1
Coding region: 1-1641 (546 amino acids)
Biological process (GO): polysaccharide catabolic process
Cellular component (GO): fungal-type vacuole
Molecular function (GO): starch binding; glucan 1,4-alpha-glucosidase activity
Source: RefSeq, a predicted model, not a curated record
AUGAUAGCGGCUGAAAGCAUAAAAGCCAGCCAUGAAUCCUCACCUCUCAUCUCCGUCUCAUCAUCAGAGCCCUCCUUCUCACGGUAUCUCUCCCUCACUUCAAUUUCCUCCCAAAAAAGCCUUCUCGACCUCGAAGCCAUGACCAAGAACACUUCUGAAAGGCAUUCCAAGCCUAUGGUGCUGCUCGGCAGCGCCGGUCUUGCCCUCCUCCUCAUCUGCCUCUGUGCCUUCAGCAGCAAUGCAAGCGCUGCUUCGUUCGCAAGGUCCCUGAUCGGCCUCGACAAGGAGGCCAACUGUCUCGAGUCUCGAGCAGUCUCUUCGUCCUACGCCUACCAGCGAAUGAUCGCUAACAUUGGAGGAGUUAGCAGCUCUGCUGGAGGUAACCAGGUUCCUGGCGUUCAUUCUGGCAGUGUGAUUGCUUCUCCAUCCACUGUCGGACCCGACUACUUUUACAGUUGGGUGCGUGACGCUGCUCUCAUCAUCAAGGUCGUCAUUUCGCAGCCUACCCUUGACCGUACAUUGCUGACCAACUACGCCAAUGCCGAGAAGGUCCACCAGCAGAACGCUGCCAGGUCCAGCUCGAGCCAGGGCGAGCCCAAGUUCAACGUCGAUGGCUCUCUCUUCACUGGUCCGUGGGGACGCCCGCAGAACGACGGUCCAGCUCUCAGGGCUUCGUCUCUUAUGGCCUUUGCUAAGCGUAUCGGUCUCAACGACCCUUUCACCACCGGUACCCUUUAUCAGGCUAACCUGAACGGUGGCAGCAUUAUCAAAAACGAUCUUGAGUAUGUCGCCCACAACUGGCAAAGCCCUUCGUUCGAUCUCUGGGAGGAGGUCCAAGGCACUCAUUUCUUCAACCUGAUGGUCCAGUACCGCUGCUUGAUCGAUGGUGCUAAAUUUGCAAUUUCGAUGAACGACCCUGGAGCCGCCACUUACUACAACCAACAGGCAACUGCUAUCAAGUCCAAGCUCCAAUCUUUCUGGGACUCGAGCAAUGGCUACAUUCAGGCCUAUCAAGAUGUCAGUGGUCGAUCUGGGCUUGACUGCUCUGUCAUGCUGGGCGCUCUUAAGGGCUGGGACACAACCAACAGCACUGCUGCUGUCGACGCGACCGUUUUCGGUCCCGGCUCGGACAAGGUCCUCGCCACACACAAGAAGUACGUCGACUCGUUCCGUUCCCUCUACUCUAUCAACAAGAACGCUGCUGCUCCUGCUGCUGUGGGCACUGGUCGCUACAGAGAGGAUACGUACAAUGGCGACAGCACCUCGCAGGGCAACCCAUGGUACAUCUGUACCCUCGCUGCUGCCGAGGUGCUCAACACCGCUGUCUCGGUUGCCAACUCUCGAGGCAGCCUCUCGGUCACUUCGACCUCCCUUCCCUUCUACAGACAGUUCUCUUCGUCGGCUGCUGCUGGCACCUUCAGCUCUGGUUCCAGCCAGUACAAUGCUCUCACCUCCCGUAUGAAGGCCAUGGCCAACGGCUUCGUCGACAUUGUCAACUCCCACUCCUGGCCCAAUGGAUCGCUUAACGAGCAGUUCAACAGGGACACUGGCUUCAACCAGGGUGCCAGAGAUCUCACUUGGAGCUACGCUGCCUUUAUCUCCAACGACCUUGCCUCGCAGGGCAAGUUCCUCUACAUUUGA